UUUAGGUAUCUUCUAAAGAAAUAUUGAAAAAUAUAAAAAUAAUAAAUACCUAUAUAUAUGCUUGAAGUGUUAUGUAUAAACUAAGAAAGAAAAUUGUGUUUUGAAUACUUGGAUUGUUUAAUUUAAAGUAUCUUGUGUUACCAAAAUCAAAAUUACUUAAAUUGUAUUUAUUACAUAAAAAGUCGGAUUGAAUCAACCAUCAUUAUGGAAAAAUCACAAAAAAUGCCCAAAGUGGCUAAGGUUAAAAACAAAGCACCAGCUGAAAUACAAAUUACAGCUGAACAGCUAUUACGAGAAGCUAAAGAAAGGGAUCUGGAAAUUUUACCUCCGCCACCUAAACAAAAAAUCUCAGAUCCCCAUGAAUUGGCUGACUAUCAACAUCGGAAAAGAAAAAUGUAUGAAGAUAACAUACGUAAGAAUCGUAUGGUUAUAACUAAUUGGAUAAAAUAUGCUCAAUGGGAAGAAAGUCAAAAACAAAUACAAAGAGCGAGAUCUAUAUAUGAACGAGCAUUAGAUGUUGAUCAUAGAAAUAUUACACUAUGGCUAAAGUAUACCGAAAUGGAAAUGAGAAAUCGACAAAUAAAUCAUGCUAGAAAUUUAUGGGAUCGUGCUAUUACAAUUUUACCUAGAGCCAAUCAAUUUUGGUACAAGUAUACAUAUAUGGAAGAAAUGUUAGAAAAUAUUCCCGGAGCACGUCAAGUUUUUGAGAGAUGGAUGGAAUGGGAACCCGAUGAACAAGCAUGGCAAACAUAUAUUAAAUUUGAAUUAAGAUAUAAAGAAAUACAGAGAGCUAGAGAAAUUUUUGAACGUUUUGUAAUGGUCCAUCCAGAUGUGAAACAUUGGAUCAAAUAUGCACGUUUUGAAGAAUCCAAUGGUUUUAUAAACGGUGCCCGUAAAGUUUAUGAACGUGCAGUUAACUUUUUUGGAGAUGAAAGUUUAGAUGUCAAACUAUUCAUAGCAUUUGCAAAAUUCGAAGAAGGACAGAGAGAACAUGAUAGGGCAAGAGUAAUCUACAAGUAUGCUUUAGAUAAUAUUUCUAAAGAUAAAACAGAAGAAAUAUAUAAAGCAUAUACUAUACAUGAAAAGAAGUAUGGAGAUCGUUCAGGCAUCGAAGAUGUAAUAGUUAGCAAAAGAAAAUAUCAAUAUGAACAAGAAGUAAAAGAAAAUCCUUCAAACUAUGAUGCAUGGUUCGAUUAUCUGAGAUUAGUUGAAUCUGAAGGAAAUCCUGAUAUUGUUAGAGAAACUUAUGAACGAGCUAUAGCAAAUGUUCCUCCUACAAAGGAAAAACAAUAUUGGAGACGAUAUAUCUAUCUAUGGAUAAAUUAUGCUUUGUAUGAAGAACUUGACACAGAAGAUAUUGAUAGAUGUCGUCAGGUUUACAGAACCUGUUUAGAACUAAUACCACAUAAACAUUUUACUUUUUCUAAGAUGUGGCUACUUUAUGCAUUUUUUGAAAUACGACAAAAAAAUUUGACUGUAGCAAGGAAAACAUUGGGUAUGGCAUUAGGUAUUUGUCCCAGAGAUAAAUUGUAUCGUGGUUACAUUGAUUUAGAAAUACAACUUAGAGAAUUUGAUAGAUGUAGGAUUCUUUAUGAAAAGUUUCUUGAAUUUGGACCUGAAAAUUGCACAACAUGGAUGAAAUUUGCAGAAUUAGAAACUUUAUUAGGAGAUGUUGAUCGUGCCAGGGCUAUUUAUGAAUUAGCUGUGUCUCAACCAAGGUUGGAUAUGCCUGAACUCUUAUGGAAAUCGUACAUAGAUUUUGAAAUAUCUCAAGAUGAAAUAGAAAAUGCUAGACAAUUAUUUGAAAGAUUAUUAGAACGAACACUUCAUGUCAAAGUUUUGAUAGCAUAUGCCAAAUUUGAAUUAGCCAAUUCUCCAUCAGAAGAUAUCGAUAAUGUUACUUUAGCUCGAAGAAUUUUUGAACGUGGAAAUGAUGCGUUACGUUCAAAUGGCGAUAAAGAAAGUAGAGUAUUACUUUUGGAAGCAUGGAGAGAUUUUGAAAAUGAGAAAGGUGAUGAAGAAAGUCAAAGUAAAAUUAUUGCCAAGAUGCCGAGAAGAAUUAAACGAAGAAGAAGAAUUGUUGGAGAAGAUGGAAAUGAUGGAUGGGAAGAAGUAUUCGAUUUUGUAUUUCCUGAAGAUGAAUCCCAAAGACCUAAUCUUAAAUUCCUGGCAUCUGCUAAAGCAUGGAUGAAACAAAAAAAUUCUACCGAAAAUGUUCAAAAUGAAAAUAAACAAUCAGAAUUAGACAAUUAAAAAUAUUUCUAUAUAUUCUUACAUUGUUAAUCCUUAUUCCGUAAAAUGUAAUAUAUAUAUAUACCAUUUGUCGUGUACAAUUUUAUACUUAACAUUAUUUUAAAAGUUUAAAU
Molecule: messenger RNA, 2366 nt
Organism: Polistes dominula (European paper wasp)
Lineage: Eukaryota; Metazoa; Arthropoda; Insecta; Hymenoptera; Vespidae
Gene: crn
Product: pre-mRNA splicing factor crn
Biological process (GO): spliceosomal complex assembly; mRNA splicing, via spliceosome
Cellular component (GO): Prp19 complex; precatalytic spliceosome; U2-type catalytic step 2 spliceosome
Molecular function (GO): protein binding
Source: RefSeq, a predicted model, not a curated record